AAUAGCCUUUUAUGGGAGGAAUUCGGAGACUUUUACAGACAUACUAUCAACUUCCGGCUGGGUGUGAGCGACUGUCUGGCUUCAAAAAUAUCUAGUUUUACUGCCCUGAAGGCCUGAAUUUCUGUUUUCAGUUUUGCCUGUAUGCUCGAGUUCAUUCCGCACAGUUAGAAGAUGUCUAAGUCUCUGAAGAAGAUAGUGGAAGAGAGUCGGGAGAAGAAUUUGCCAGAGGUGGACAUGUGUGACAGAGGAAUAUCAAACCUACUGGAUAUUCCUGGGCUGUUCACCUUGUCCAACAUAACCCAACUGGUGCUGAGCCACAACAAGCUGAAUGCUGUGCCUCCAAACAUCGCGGACCUGAAGAACUUGGAAGUGUUGAAUAUGUUCAAUAACCAGAUUGAAGAGCUUCCAACCCAGAUCAGUAGCCUUCAAAAACUGAAACACCUGAACCUUGGGAUGAACAGGUUGAGUACUCUUCCAAGAGGGUUUGGAUCUCUUCCAGCGUUGGAGGUUCUGGAUCUUACGUACAACAACCUGAACGAGUCCUCGCUGCCCGGGAAUUUCUUUUACCUUACCACCCUGCGCGCGCUCUAUCUCAGUGACAACGAUUUUGAGAUUUUGCCCCCAGACAUCGGCAAGCUGGCCAAGCUACAGAUAUUGAGUCUGAGGGAUAAUGACCUCAUUUCUAUGCCCAAAGAGAUAGGAGAUCUGGCUCAGCUAAAGGAACUUCACAUUCAAGGGAACAGACUCACAGUACUGCCUCCUGAACUUGGUAACCUGGACCUGACAGGCCCAAAGCAGGUGUUUAAGGCUGAGAAUAACUCCUGGGUGACACCUAUAGCUGACCAAUUCCAGCUGGGCAUCUCUCAUGUGUUUGAGUACAUCCGUUCCGAGACCUACAAGUAUCUUUACGGCAGACACAUGCAGGCCAACCCCGAGGCGCCCAAAAAGAGCACUGACAAAUCCAAGAAGAUCAGCCGCAAGCCGCUGGCGGCCAAGAACAAGUGAAGAAGAGGAUGAAGAAGGGCUGAUCCAACUCUCUGAGCUGAACCUCACUGCAUGUGCCUUCCCAUUUUAUAUUUAUUCUGAAAAUAUGUUUUAUAUUGCUUCAGUAUUAUGUUAAUCACUAACCUCUGGGUGGGUCCACCCUUGAUACGCCCCAAAACCCGUUACUGAAUGUCAUUGUCCCAAGUUUCAAAAGUGAAAAAAGUGUCUAACUUUGCCAAGUGACAAGUGUCCUUUUUUCUACCUACAACCUGCAUAUUUACACUGUUUAAGAGUAAGUGCUACUUCUGUCAAGUCAGACUUAGUAUCACUCAAAAAUGAAAAUUCUGUCAUCAUUUACUCACUUUAUUUUUCUGUUUUCCAAAAACGAAAGUAGAAAUUGUUAGGAAUACUUGUUACUUGUUUUUUUCCCCCUUGCAAUUACAGAGAAUGGUGACUGGAGCUUUCAAGCUUUCGGAAUAAUGCAAAAGCGCCAUAAAAGCAGCAGUACAAUUCGUUAACAAAUAGUUCUAUAGAGUCUAACGUUUUUAAUGAAUCUAAAACUAGUCAAAACUAAUCUGAAUAAUUCAUUCACAAAUCCGACGAAUCCAGUUUUGUGUUCAACUCCAGGUACAGUUAUCUGGAGGUGAAGAUUAUUAGUGAAUAAUGACCUAAAUUUUGGUCUUUUCCUCACACAAAGCCAUAGUAUUUCUUCGUAUAUUCGUUAAAGCUCUUGUCUCCAUCCUUUGUAAUUGCAAAGAAAAUGACAAGCACAUUCUUCAAAAAGAAGAAAAUCAGUCAUAUUGGUUUGGAACAACAUGAGGGUGAGUAAGUGAAUUUACAUUUUUGGGUUAACUAUCUUUUUAACAACAUUAUUGUACAUGGUGUUGGACGUUAAUCAGGUUUCUGAACAUGUUUCUUUUGCCUGUAUCUCUAGAGAGGCAGAGGAAGUAUUGUCCUAUUCAACCAUCCACAUGAAGAGAGCAGCAUUUCUUAGUGAAUUCUGGGGGGUAGUGACAAGGCUUGUGUAACCAUACAGGGAUUUAGCCAGAGUUUUGGGGACUUAGUCGAGUCUGAGCAGGAUUGUGUCAGGUCUCUGGGGGGAUGCCGCUGACUGCUUCCUCUGCCUCUUAAUGACAGAUAUGAAUGGCUGCAAACGAAAGCUUCAGAUGGUACACACAGCCGAAACCAGACAGAAACGUCCCACUGGCCAUUUGAGAGGGUCAACAAGAUAUCGCAACAAACCACAGAUGGCAUUCUUUGAAACCAUCAACAUGCAACAGCCAUUGUUUCUGACUGUUAUUGUUUUCAACGUAACAUGACAGUGCAACUUCUUACCGAACAACGCAGUUUAUAAAGAACCGGAUUGUGGUUGAAAUUAUUUAGCAAUAACUGUCAUUUUGGGUGUAAUGAUGCCCACUACGCCUUUAGGUUGCGUACACUAACAUCAUCUAAUUCUGCAAAGCUUGGCUGAAUUUGAAGUUUUACUUUUUCUUUUUUUUUUUUUUUUACAGAUGUGUUGUAUAUUGUAAAAUGUCACAGAAUGUUUAAUUACAUUAUAAAGCUGUAAUAUUUUAAUAUCUUUUAUCAUGUGCACAUGAAGCUAUGCGCUAUGUUCUGUAUUACUGAUAUUAAAAUAGUCACAAUUUUGUUUGACGAUUCAGUAUUUCUUAAUUCAACAUGAAUCGUAAAUCUGUAAGAGAAGCAUUAGACCAGAUAAUAAUCAGAAAAUGAGAUGAUUAUUGACCUAGUCUAUAUAUAGUGUCAUAGUGUGAAAGAAUGGUUUUGCAAUCUAUGAAAACAAACGUUUCUUCUACUUGUGUUUCAUUAAUAAAAAAAUAAAAAUUAA
Molecule: messenger RNA, 2830 nt
Organism: Myxocyprinus asiaticus (Chinese sucker)
Lineage: Eukaryota; Metazoa; Chordata; Actinopteri; Cypriniformes; Catostomidae
Gene: rsu1
Product: Ras suppressor protein 1
Exons: 9
Coding region: 172-1005 (277 amino acids)
Molecular function (GO): protein binding
Source: RefSeq, a predicted model, not a curated record